AUGGACGGCUUGCGCAAGGCACGUGCUGCGCGGGUGUCGUCGGCGUACGCACGCGAGCGUCGGCGGGCCGCCCGCGACAGCAUGCAUCCGUUGACGACCGGCAAGCCCGCUCGCGAGUGGGACGCCUCGCCGCCGUACCCGCACGCCUCGCCGCCGGGGGUCACAUGCUACCCCCCGCGGGCGAGCGCUCCGGUCCUUCCGCCGCAGUACAAGUACUCGCCCGAGGCGCUGGCGGCCGAUGCGGCUGCUGUGGCGGCUGCCCGGGCUGCUGCUGCGGCGGCGCUGCAGGAGAGGCUCGAUGCCGUGCUCGACGAAGUGCUGGAGGCGAACCCCGACAUGCCGCUGAAGGCGCGUUGCGAGCUACGUGACUCGAUUGCGCAGGUUCUGGCUGCAGAGGCCGGGGCGGACGCCGCCGACAUCGACGACGCCGAUGCAGCUCAUGCAGCAGACGCGCGGGAUGGCGAGCAGGAGGCCACGAUCCCGCCGCGUGAGACUGGGAGCCACUGGUGCACCUCGACUGCUCGCCGUCGCGAGUCACUGCUCUAUCCUGCCCAUCCACAGCCGUUUGACGACCCAGAUGCGCUCGCAGCUGCAGGGCCACCCGAGGCCUCGCCGCGGCUCACUGCGGCGUUCAAGGCGCAGCUGGAGGGCCACCUGUCCCAGGAGGCAUACAAUGCCAUUCUGCACGGUGCACGGGAGCCCGAUGCUGGCCGCGCCUCGUCGGCCGAGAUCAUGGCUGGCGAUGCUGUCAGCAGCGCUCCGGACGCCACCACUGAGUCGGACGCCAUUGUCGGCGCCAGAGUUUUCUCCCGCACCGAGGCCCGUGCGAUGGGCCACGCCGCCGCCGACGACGACGACGCAGCCGCCGAGCUCGGCCUCCGCUCCAUUCUCUGGCGUGAUGAGGUCGAGACCGAUCACGGCAGCAUCGAACACUUUGAGCGCCGCCGCGAGCGCCUCGCCCGCCCUAUGCAUCCUGGCGAGCUACAGCUCGAGGCCUACGACAUCUUCCUCGAACAGCUCCGUCGCCGCGAACGCGAGAUCGUCAAGCGUAAGCGCAUCCAAGAGCUGGAGAACUUGCGCGGACCCCGUCCAGGCUGGUAUGCUCUCCGCGAUGCCUCUUUCAACGAUGAGCUCUGCCGGCAUAACGCCCUUCUCCGGUCCUCCUCAGCCGAGUGGGCCUCCCGCAUGUCAUACUCUAACGAGCUCCUCUCUGCGCCGCUUGGCUGA
This is a messenger RNA of Thecamonas trahens ATCC 50062, 1227 nucleotides long. RefSeq lists its product as uncharacterized. The transcript is spliced from 3 exons. Lineage: Eukaryota; Apusomonadida; Apusomonadidae. The record is from RefSeq and is a predicted model, not a curated record. Bases 1 to 1227 code for a protein of 408 amino acids.